AUGACCAUGACUACCAUGCCAGAGAGCCUCAAUAGCCCUGUCUCCGGCAAGGCGGUCUUUAUGGAGUUUGGGCCGCCCGGGCAGCAAAUGCCGCCGUCGCCCAUGUCUCACGGACACUAUUCCAUGCACUGUUUACACUCGGCCGGCCACUCGCAGCCGGACAGCUCCUACAGCGCCGCUUCGUCCUUCUCCAGACCGCUGGGCUACCCCUAUGUCAACUCGGUCAGCAGCCACGCGGCCAAUCCUUACAUGAGCUCAGUGCAGUCCUACCCCAACAGCACCAGCUUGGCUCAGACCCGGUUAGAGGAGACAGGUACGUGCCUGCAGAGGGGAGGGGAGGGGAGGGGAGCUGGCUGGGUUCUGUGGGGAGAAAGGGGGAGGAAACGGGGGGAGGGGGAGGGGAGGGGGCUCCGGGAAGCACCAAACGACACCCCCCCCCAGAAAAGAACAAGAUCUGAAAGGGGGGGAAGGAAUCUCGAAGGAAGCAAAACAAUAAUAAUAUUAAUAAUAAUAAUGCUAUCAAGCUACACCCCCCCUCCUCCUUCCCAGUCCUCAAGAGAGCAAGCAAAUUCCUCCAGCCAAACCUCCACGAUCUCUGGAGUUUGCACACAAAGCCACCCCGUGCCCGGCUGGCAAAACCCAGAAAGAAAUUCCUUCCCUCCUCUCCUCAUUCUCUCUCUCCCUCUCUCUCCCUCUCUCCACCCCCCCCCCCCAGAUGUGCGCCUAUUAGGCUCGGCAAUUAUUUAUUGCGUAGCGCUAUAAACAAUGUAUGCAAUUAAGGGUAAUUAAACCUAAAGUGCCACCGCCUGUAAAAAUAGCAAACUUUCUUUCUUCUCCGGCGACCGAGCCUCCGGGACUCAGCAGCCUCUCUGGAGUUGCCGAGCAGCAGCAGAAGAAGAGGAGGAGGAAGAGGAGGAAGAGGCAGCCACCGGGCUCCGGGGCUCCUUGAGAGUGGCGAGGAAAAGGAGGAGGAGGUGAAGGAGGGUUUCUUGACACGGCUGCUCCCGGGGCACCUCCAAGGCCAACGGAUUUGUUGGGAGGAAAAUUUGGGGCCCUUGUUAGGAUUGCCUUCUCAUCAGCACCAUCAACAUCGCUGGUCAUUGCUCAUCCAUCCAUCCCUCCAUCCAGUCAUCCAGUCCCUCACUGGCCCGCUUUCUUGCUUCUUGCAGGGGCCGAGACGGAGAAAAGCACCGUGGUGGAAGGCGGGGAAGUGCGCUUCAACGGCAAAGGGAAGAAAAUCCGAAAGCCCCGGACUAUUUACUCCAGUUUGCAGCUGCAGGCUUUGAACCGGCGGUUCCAGCAGACUCAGUACCUGGCUUUGCCCGAGAGAGCCGAGCUGGCCGCCUCCUUGGGACUCACUCAGACCCAGGUAGGCAGCGCCAGCAGCACCUGCAUCCCCAGAACAUCCUUCGCCCGCUCAACCCCAUCCCUGCGCCCCGAGCAACUUCCUGGCGGCCUCGCCUGCCCGCGGCCCUCUCGGCUCGCCAUAUCUCCCGAGGCCCAAGAGGCAAGAUCCCGGGGGAAGCUGGGCGGGGUAGGUGGUGGGGCUGCUGCUGGUGGUGGUGGGGCAGAGAGCCCUCCGAAGCAUCAGUCGAAAAAGACCUCCUUCUGCUCCACUGCUGCCCCACCACCAGACCAUGUUCGCUCCCCUACCUUCCCAAGCGCGCUUAAGAUUUAGGAAACCCCCAAUCUCAUUGAUGUUUCUUCAAGAGCUUGCCAUAAAAAAAGUCGGUCGAUCUCUCUCUCUUUCUUUAUCUAUCUAUCUUUCCAAACCCCGCGUUAAAAUUCCAAGGAGGGGCACUGGAGAGUGGCAGGCCCGUUUUUAAGGGCAAUUCGGGGGAGAAUGGUGUCCCCAGUAAUAAUAGCUGCCCUUAUCCUAUGCCUGGCUUACUCGGUCUUCCUGAACCCAGUGGAACUAAUUCCCCUCCCUCCCUCAAACAAACAAACAAACAAACAAACAAAGAUGCCCAGGUCAUGUCUUGAAGAUGUAGGUAUUUAGAUCUCCAUUUCUGAAGGAUCUCACCAUCUCCUCCAGCGGUUUAAUUGUCCAUCUUUCAAGUCUUGGAGGAUCCUAUUUGGUUUGGGUUAAAAGAAGGUUCCUCUCUCCCUCGAAUCACAUACAAAGGCGCGCGCCCUUAUCUUCUCAACCACCAUAAAAUCUUCACCUUUGUCUAUCUGAGAAAGAUGUACAGGGUGUGUGUGUGUGUACUUGUCACCCAAAUAGACUGAUCCCCGUUGCAAAAUGCGAUUUUUCUUAUUCUUUUUGUUUAAGUUGCUCCAAAUAAAAUAUUUCAUUUGUCUAGACUUGGGUCCCUCGUGGGCUUUGGAACCUGGGAGAUCCGAGGCCUUUUGCCUCUGUGAUGUAUCACUCUCCUGAAACUUGCUUCUCUUGGAGCAAGGCCGUCCCAUCUUCCUUGUGGCGCAGGAACUUUAAUUUAGGAUGGCGGCGUGAUUUCAGUAACAGUAGUUGGGAUUGUCUUUAGGAUUCCUAGGUCUUUAAAAAACCCCCCCAAAAAACUCGGAUGCUGCCUCAGAUGGAAACUAACAGGCCUUCCUGCUCUCAAUCCAUGCAUAUAUAUAUAUAUAUAAACUGUCCUUGUGGCUCUUCGAAUGACCCACACACUUCGCUGGUGGUGCAUUUACGCAUUUGUUUUGGGGGAGCUAUUUUUGUUUUGUUUUGUUUUGUUUACAGAUGACCUAGUGCGGGGAGUGUGGUUUUGGAGGGCCGUUCCGCUAAAGAAAGGGGAGAAGUUAGUAGUGCGCCUCGCGCGUUGGUAUCAAUCAAGCGUCCCUCCCUAGGGGUGGGGGAAUCACAGCCAAGCGUUGCCUUGAGCCUUGGGCCUGGUACCGUAUUUCUCCGGACAGAGACCCUCUUGGCCACUGGGUGCCCUUUUUUCUAUUGCCUCCCGGAUUGUGUCUGGCUUGUCUUCUCUGCUGGCGCCUUCAACUUUCGUUUUUCUCUCUCUCCCCACCCCUUUGGGGACAGGUCAAGAUCUGGUUCCAAAACAAGCGCUCCAAAUUCAAGAAACUGAUGAAGCAAGGAGGGGCCGCUUUGGAAAGCAGCGCACUGGCCAACGGCAGGUCCCUGUCUGCCAGUUCCCCCCCAGUGCCCCCAGUUUGGAACACCACCUCGACGUCGGGUAAGACCUCCACUGGGACCCCGGCCACUUACAUCCCCAGCUACACGUCUUGGUACCCUUCGGCCCACCAGGAAACUAUGCAGCAGCCUCAGCUGAUGUGA
Podarcis lilfordi (Lilford's wall lizard) is the source of this 3241-nucleotide messenger RNA. The record is from the annotation of a GenBank genome assembly. NCBI's taxonomy places the organism in Eukaryota, Metazoa, Chordata, Lepidosauria, Squamata, Lacertidae.